CAAAAAUCUUCUCGGUGUCUAUGACCUGCUCAAAUCGGUUACCAUCUCAAAUCGGUUACCAUAGAAUCUGAGAUUUGUCUUGCAUGAUCAACAUGACAGACUCGGACAGCGUUCCACUUUUUGCAAUACAAAUUUCGCCAGAUUGUAGUGGGGUUUCGGGCUCCGGAACUUGUCAUGCGCAAUCCUACAAGAGUUUGCUAGAUCAUGCAAUUUUGCAUCACAGAUUUCCAUAUUCUAUUGUAACAGUUGAGAUUGUAACAGCUGAGCGCGUUAUAGUGUCGCUUUCUCCAAAGCGGUGAACGAAACUUUAGGUGCGAACAACUUCGCGGGGUAUCAAAUGUAAAAAUGUCUGGGUCUGGAAACUUGUGAUGCUGGGUGGCGUCUCAUGAUGAGGCCACAAAUGCUGGCUCAGCAUCACAAGUUUCUGAGCUUCUAGGUGUUGCCUAUUCUGCAUGACAAACUGCGUUUCUGCAUCACAGAAAAGUGGAGCUCUUUGGUAACGUGCAUGACAGAUUUAAGAGUCAUGCCAGACAAGCAUGACAAACAUGCAUUCUUCCAGACCCAGACAUUUUUACAUUUGAUACGGGGAGGUCCCAAACCAUCAACGCGAAGAAGUACAGUGCGUUUCAGGGUGUUAAACCCGCGAAUGUCUACAGCAAAGUCCUCGCCGUGGAGCAAGCGAGUGGCGAAGCUGUCGGCGUUUUCAACUGCAAGUUCUACGUGUCCUUCCCAACGAUGGAUGUGGAAUUAGCGAAAUUGCUGUUCAUAUGCACUGCAAAUAUGUCUGGGUCUGGAAUAAACUUGUGAUGCAAGGAAGGGAAUAGUGAAAGCACUGUAAUGCGCUGCCCAGCAUGACAAGUGUUGCCGUGGUUCACAGUUGCGUACUCCGCAUGAGAAACUGCGUUUUUGCAUGACGGGCAAGGGGAUCUCUUCGCGGCCACGCAAUACAGAGCUCAGAGUCAUGCCAGACUAGCAUGACAAAUUUCGGAAGCUUCCAGACCCAGACAUAUUUGCAUUUGAUAGCUCAGCAACGGCGAUGCCACCACAACGAACAACGCGAAGCCGGAGGCGUUCAUUUUCGCGAAUUUAGCGAAAAAAUACGUCGAGGAGAUUGUCCUGAAAAAGACGAAAACGUAUAAUAACAACGACUCAACCCCCGACCAGCUCUGGCCGUUCCAUACCGUGACGAAGGAUUCAGACAAUGCUGAGAACAAGGUUUAUCGGAAGGUGUCCAAAAAGCAGUUUAUCGAGACCAUUGUCAGAAUCGAAACGGCUAGUACGAACAAGCAAGUGAAGAAUCUGAUAACAAGCUUCUACGACGGUAAUGUGGAUGCGUUCAACACGAAGUACCACCCGUUUUUUGCGGAUAAGAUCUCCAGCAACAGUUGGAAACCGACGAGUUUUGACUCUACCUCCGCGGUAUGGAUUGCAAAAAUGUCUGGGUCUGGAAGAAUGCAAGUUUGUCAUGCAGUUUUUCCAAGCUCCCUCAAGUCUGGAAUGCGGGGCCUAGCAUGACAGGUUUUACAGCCCCUUGGUGAUGCCUAUUCUGCAUCAGAAAUACCCUCUCAGAAUGGCCAGGAGUCAAAACCUUUUGCCAGUCAUGCAACACAGAUCUUUGUAUGAUCCGCAACUCGCAUCACAAGUUCGGAUCCUUCCAGACCCAGACACUUUUGCAUUUGAUACGCGGAUUCCACCAUGCUAACUUCCGAUUGGUCCAUUGUCGCGGUCAACAACGUGGAGUCGAAGGAUUUAGCGGUCGGGGUCGUCGCGAAAGUGGAAACCGCGGUUGCCGGCGCAUUGACGAAACUGUUUGCGAAAGUGGAUGAGAUGUCAAGUACAAUCUCUUCCGCUUCCACGAACCUUGUUGGUACCUACAGCAGCGGCGGUUCUGGCUCGCACGAGCGCCCGUAUCUGGAGUGGCGGCGCGGGGAUGUGAUUGGCCGCAUUGCGGAUUUGUCGUCUGGACAAAGCUCCACCUUCGUCGACGUGAAAAUCAUCGUGGAAAUCGACUCCGAGAAGCAGAAGAGUCUAGUCGGGGUGGAAUCUUCGGUGACUGCUAUCGCGAAAUCCUUCACGAAGGAUGAUUCCACCGCUGGAACUAUGUUAGCCGGGAUCAAGUCGAAUUUGCUUGCUAUGGAGAUGGAGCAAGCGGGGGAUAAUUUGGUCGUUUCCUACCCGUACGGGUUGGCAAACACGGCGGGGUUACUCCCGAAAGUCUCUUCCGGCCCGGCGUACAGCAAUUCUGAAAAUGACCAACAAAUGCUGAAGAGCCCGUUUGUCAUGGAGGUGCGGGUUGCGGUUUACUUGAAUCACGCGUCCGGUGUACCCGUUGAGGAGCAAGCGGAUUUAACAGUAGCGUCUUCCCGGGAGAAAGCGACAAACGCGGUGGCUAGCGCCCUAGAAUCCAUGUUUGUCACUGAUUUGUCCUCUCCCACCGCACUAGAAGAGCUCGCUGGCAUCACUGCGAACGAGGUUUUCUGCACGGCCAGAACGGAAGACACCUACAACCCGAAAGCUGGGUUGCCCGCGAGCAACCGCCGGCUUGUUUUUUCCGUCACGAUCCUCGGGUCUGGCAGGGAUGGGAGUUCGAAUUCUAUUCAAUCCUUACUCGCCCGCUACAACCGGUUCUCUUCGUUCAACCACGUUUCCUCUACUGACAAUUUCAAGACGAAAUUGCAAACCGCGGUGGGGAAUAGUGGAACUUUGAAUACCGCAGGGAACUGGGUGGUCGCGGACGCGUCGAUCUUGAAUUCCGUGCCGAUUUCUCUCUCCGUGGCUCUCGGCUCCAUCAAGUUUUCUGAUAGUGUUGACACUGCUCCUACCGCUCUAUCCGCUUUCAGCAGUACGAACUUCCUCCUGAACAUUCGGAAAGCACUCGCCACCGCGCUCCCCCAGAUGGUGGACCGAGCGUUUAGCUUCAAGCAGGUUGGUAUGAAAUGCAAAAAUGUCUGGGUCUGGGAGAUUGCGAGAUUUGUCAUGCUAGUCUGGCAUGACUCUGAGCUCUGUGUUGCAUGGCCGCGAACAGCUCCUCCUCCCUGUCAUGCAAAAACGCAGUUUGUCAUGCGGAGUACGCAACUCAGAAUCAUGAAAAAAACUUUUCAUGCGUGGCAGCGCAUCAUAGUGAGUUCACUAUUCUUUUUCUUGCAUCACAGGUUUCCAGACUCAGACAUAUUUGCAAUGCAUACUUGGAGCCAUUCUCUUAACCGAGUCCAUCGCCACGGUCUCCACGAACAAGCUCGCUGAGUUUUUGGUUUUCUUACCAGAUACUGGCUCCAAUUCCCUCCACGCGAUCGCGAACGGGGGAACCGCGUUUGCAAAUACUUGGUUCAAAACCGCUUUACAAACCGAGUUCGGCGGUUCUGAUUCGGUCGAGGCGGUGAAUAUGCAUUGCAAAAGUGUCUGGGUCUGGAAACAUGGAACUUGUAAUGCUAGUCCUACAUUCCUGUAAGAUCUGUAUUGCAUGACUAACAAAGAUUCGCCCUCUUUUGUCAUAUUGAAGCGCAGCUUGUCAUGCGGAAUGCGCAUCACAAAGUGUUCGGCAAAAUUGUCAUGCUUGGCUGCCUUGGGAAGUAGUUCAGUCGUGCACACUUUAGCAUCUCAAGUUUCCAGACCAAGACAUGUUUGCAUUUGAUAGUGAAGCUCGAAUCUACCCUAACGGAGUCGAUGAAAACUGAGGGGAAGUUAUCCUGUGUAAAAACUACGUCCCCACCCCAGAGUUGUCAUGCAGAAGUACAAUCACAGAAAAACUUGUAAUGCGCGCCCCCAUGAGUAGAGGCAUUUAGAUUUAGUUCCAAUUGUGUUAUGCAACUUGUGAUGCUGUAAACAGGAUACCAGGAUGGCUUUUUGAUGCGGUAGUUGUGCUUGCUAACCCGCAUUGCAGUACAGAAAAAAUAAAUCGUCAUGCGUGACUCCCAAAACUUCUGGAUCUGUGUUGCAGAUUUCGCAUCUUGACUAUGGGGUCGUGGGGACGUUUUUACACAGGAUAGAAGUCUAUCGCGGAGAAUUCGCUGCUGAAAGCCCGGUAUUUCUACGGGGCGGAUUUCUCCCUGCUUAUCGACGGCGCAAACGCGGACACCAAUCUCGAUGUCUUCGUUCAGGACAAGCAGAAGAUGGAGCAGAAUUUGAUGGCGGUCGUUUCCUCCUCCUCCCCCGCGGUUUCCUUGGAAUCC
Messenger RNA from Amoebophrya sp. A120, 4169 nucleotides. The record is from the annotation of a GenBank genome assembly. NCBI's taxonomy places the organism in Eukaryota, Dinophyceae, Syndiniales, Amoebophryaceae.